Carassius gibelio (silver crucian carp) is the source of this 2970-nucleotide messenger RNA. RefSeq names its product oocyte zinc finger protein XlCOF26-like. The coding region runs from base 439 to 1503 and encodes 354 amino acids. Lineage: Eukaryota; Metazoa; Chordata; Actinopteri; Cypriniformes; Cyprinidae. The transcript has 3 exons. The record is from RefSeq and is a predicted model, not a curated record.
GUGACGCAGGCAGCUAUGCGUCAGCUGAGGAAAGGUUUGUGCUUUACGGCGCUUCAGUGUUUACUGUAUUUAAAGCGAUAUGAAACGUUAAAGGUGCUUGAAGUUCUGCUGUCAACAGUGCGGAAAUAUUACUGAAACCACCGUGCCUCAGUAAUGUGAAGUGAAUGAAGAAAAUUACAGAAUGCAGUGCUGUAAUGUUUCGAGGCCUUCUCCCAUCAAGAGUGAAGCACAAACGUACAAAAUAAGAAUAUUAAAUAUAUUUAUUCUCACUCUGCACUGCUCACUGUACCACUGAAGCUGCAUUAAUUCAGUAUCCUUUAUAGUCCUUCAGAAUCAGCCCAUCAGAGCUUUAUCGCAGAUCCGGAGCGCUGUAUCUCAGCAGAAAUCUUGAUCUUCAGUGAAUCCGUCGUCUCAGAAGCAGAAUAACCCUGAUCUGACAUGGAGUUUGUCAGGGUGCUGAUUGGGGACCUGAGCGAUCCAGAACCCUUCAAGAUAUUAAAGGAUGACCCCGAGGAGCACACAGACCUGGUGGAGCUGAAGGAGGAAAGUCAAGAGCUGAAUGAACGUCCGUUUGAGGAAACUCAUGCAGUCACAACCAGUGAUACAUCAUCAGUGAGUCUCUCACAGACUGAAAAUAAAAGCACACAGAAAACAGCACUGAUCUGUCCUCACUGCGGAAAGACUUUCAGACAGAGAGGUCAUCUUGAGGAUCACAUCAGAACUCACACCGGAGAGAAGCCUCACGCCUGCCUCCAGUGCGGGAAGAGCUUCACACACAAGGGAAACCUGAAGGAUCACAUGAGGAUUCACUCGGGAGAGAGACGCUUCUCCUGUCAGCACUGCGGGAAGAGGUUCACACAUAAAGCCAACCUCACGGAUCACAUCCGGAUCCACACGGGAGAGAAGCCGUUCUCCUGCGAUCAGUGCGGGAAGAGCUUCACACACGCCACCAGUCUGAAGACUCACCUGCUGUCUCACUCCGGAGAGCGGCCCUUCAGCUGCCAUCAGUGCGGACAGAGCUUCAUCCUAGCGGCGCACCUGAAGAGACACCUGCGGAUCCACACCAACGAGAGACCCCACGUGUGCUCCUUCUGCGGGAAGAGCUUCCUGUGGCUCUGCUACUUCAAAGACCACCAGAAGAAGCACUCGGGUGUGAAAGCUCACGUGUGCUCCGAGUGCGGCAGCGCCUUCACGAGAGCCAGCGAGCUGAAGAUGCACCAGAGGACACACACCGGAGAGAAGCCCUACACCUGCUCGUGCUGCGGGAAGAGCUUCGCCGAGUCUGGAAACCUGAAGAAACACCAGCGCGUUCACACCGGAGAGAAGCCCUACCAGUGUCCCUCGUGCGCUGCCAGCUUCAGUCAGUUCAGCCAUUUACUGAGACACCUAAAACACCAGAGCUGUCCGAAGCUGACGCAGUUCCUCUUCAGGCCUCCGGGGGAGCAGUCCUCCUCAGCUCAAACACUCACCAUUCACCCGAAGGAGGAGCUUCUGCCACAAUAACACAUCAGACUCUCCUAUUUAAUAAUAAGAGAUGUAUACUGCUGACAGAGUUUGUCUGGGAUCACUUCAAAUAAUUGUAUUAAAAUGAUCUGUAUGUGUUAUUAUCAUGUGUCCCUGCAGCACAGAAGCAGUCAUCAGUGUCACAGACGUAUAUUUGCAGCAAUAGACAACAAUACAUUGUAUGAGUCACAAUUAUACAUUUCUCUUUUAUGACAAAAAUCAUUAGAUAUUAAGUAAAGAUUAUGUUCCAUGAAGAUAUUUAGUAAAUGUCCUACCGUAAAUAUAUCAAAACUUAAUGUUUGAUUAGUAAUAUGCAUUGCAAAGAACAUCAUGUGAACAACUUUAAAGAUGAUUUUCUCAAUAUUUAGAUGUUUUUGCACCGUCAGAUUCCAGAUUUUGACAUAGUUGUAUCUCAGACACAUAUUGUCCUCCGAACAAACCUCACAUCACUGGAGAGAUCAUUUAUUCAGUUUCACAGAAAUGACUGGUUUUGUGCUCCAGGGUCAUGUGUCAUGUGGGUUUUGUAAUGGAGAUAUCCACAGAAGAGCGUGAUGUUUUAAAUGCAUUUCUUCGAGCGGUGAUGUUUAGUGGAUGAGUGUGUGUAGAUCAGAGCAGCAGGUUGCUGUGAAGUGCCGUGUUUUAGAGGUGUUUCGCGUCUGGUGAAGCAGUGUUGAUGUGAGAAAUGAAUCUCUCUCACCUGUGUCACACAGCUGUUCAGACAGAACGUGAUUCUGACCAUCACGCUUUAAAAAGGACAAGAAAGAACAUUUGCUUUCCAAAAGCCUUUUUGUUUUCCAUGAGAAGGAAAAUUCAUAGUAACACUGGAUACUAGAUUGUGACAAAUGUUGAUUUUAAAGUGACCUGUGCCUUCCUGACAAUCACAGUGGAGAACUCAAAUUAAAUGCUUCCACAAAAUACACCACAUUUUUAUUAAAUGUUAGUGUUUCUGCAUACAUGCAAUCAUAUAUGUAUUCUCUCGUCACUUUAAAGUUAGUUUUUCCACGAGGUCAAACAUCAUGAUUCCUCAGAUACAUACAAUAUUAACUUCGUAUAUAUGACUGAAUGUCUUUACCUAACAUGCAUUCAGCAUAUCGCCGCUGGUUUCAGCAGAUUGCAGCUGAUUAAGAGCACGGUCAACAAACUGUUCUGUAAAACCUAGAACUUGUCUCACGUUUGUGUAGAUAACUGUUUAAAAUACAACUUGUAAUAAUGAAUACAUGCACAUUAUAAGGUGUUUCUAACAUAUUUUAACAUAAUUUGUAAUCAUUUGAGUUUAUCUAAGUGAAGUAUUUGUAUUUAUUAUUAUUAUCAAAGUGAAGUAUUAAUAGUUUCAUGUGACGUCACACACUCACCUGGAGGACAAGACCAAGUUCUGCUCCACUGACCGCCAGUUAUUGGAGUAGUUUGCAAUAAGUAGUAAUGUAGUAAAGUGCAGAUAUUAAAAGGUGAAAUUCGGUUAACACCUUA